CAUGUUACAGAGAGUCUGAGAUUAAAGACGUCUUCGCAACUCUCGCAGUGCCAUUUAACAAUUUCCUUCAGAAGCUUGUGCGCACGGGUUCUCACAUAUGAACUGCGUGAAUGCUUUCGUUUCUAUAGGUGCUUCCGUAGAAAACGAUAUCCCCAGUGAUCUGGGUGCGGUUUCUCUUGAGGAGCUGCUGGACAGACGCUAGGAAGAGGCGACACAUUUAUUUCUUCGCACAUCUUGACCGCGCUUUUGUUGUCUGAUCGACGGUACUCGAACACUUACAACAUGCUGCAACGUUUUUAUGGACUUGUUUAUUUUUCAACAGUUUUACUGUUUGUGACUCUCACAGGUGCACAAGCUGAAUGUCCUGUUCAGCUAAACCCACAGAGAGCUGUUGUGAGAUACGGAGGUUCUGUAGUAGUUAACUGUAGCACUUCAGUCUCACAUAAAGGGAUGGGAUGGGAAGCCAGUGAAGGAGCAGUGCCCAAAACCAGUAACAGUCUGAUCACAUGGAGAGUGUCACACCUGACAGAAUGGGACAUAAAGCCAUUCUGCUUCAUAAACUAUGAGGGACAGUGUCUAGUAGAGCUCACAGUCAUUAUUUACAAGACUCCAGACAGUGUGUCCAUCAGCAUUGUGAAACACACAGGACCAAUGAUAGAGGGACAGCAGUAUGAGCUUCAGUGUGAUGUUCACGAUGUGGCUCCUGUUCAGUAUCUCACUGUCAAAUGGUAUAAAGGACAGACUCUGCUGAAUCAAACCACCUUCACUGAGGAUAGCAGGACUCCAGUGAAUGUAAACACCACACUCCUGAUCCGUCCAGUCAGAGCUGAUGAUGGAGCUCAAUACUGGUGUGAAGCAGAGCUGGAUCUGGGAGCAGAAGGACCUCAACCUCCUCCAAAAGAAACAUCAGACCCUCUCUACAUUACUGUAUAUUAUAAACCAAAACACUCCAGUUCAACAGAGACCAUCAUUCAAAAGGAUGAGGUUAAACUAACGCUAAACUGUACAGUGAAAGCAAACCCGGCUCCUACAUACACAUGGCACUCAGAUCAUCUGAAAGAAGAGAUAAGUUCCUCAGUGCUCCAGUCCUCCACACUCAGUCCAGGAAACUACACGUGCAAUGCCACAAACUCUCAGGGAAGUGACAGCAAAGUGUUCAUCAUCAAAUCUGAGCCAAGAAACAGAACCACAUUCUGGGCUAUUGUUUCAUGCGGCGUGGCCGUGGCUGUGGUGUUAAUCGCUGUCUAUGUGAUAUACAAGAUUAGGAGUUCCAGCAAUUCUAUAAUUUGAUGGAGAAGAGAUGACACCAAAGGGGUAUGUUCUCCUCAGGGAGAUCAUGAAAAACUUGAAUAUUAUGGGUUAUUCUUUAAAGCGAUAGGCUAGUUCACCCAAAAUAAAAAAAAAACUGCUGUAUAAUCAAUAAUCUAUAACAACACUUUCUCCAUCCACUGUUGUGCUUUCACAUCAAAAUCCACCAACAUAUUUGUUUAGAACCGGUUUCACUUGUAAAGCAGAUUUUAAUUUUGGGUACACUUUUCCUUUAAUGAGCUGAUGUGAUUUUGCAUGGCUUGGGGUGUUACAGUAUUGGGAACUGUUACAGCACUUUUUAAAAAAAUCACUGUAUUCAGUUUCAAAUUAGAUUUGUUUUUAUGUAUCUUCAUUAAUUAUUCUGGUCCUGAUAGGACAAAAUCAUGUCUCGUAACUGUCAUUAAAUAUAACCACUUUUUUUGUGGAAAUCCCAUUACUGUACAACACUACAUUAAUUUU
Molecule: messenger RNA, 1767 nt
Organism: Carassius carassius (crucian carp)
Lineage: Eukaryota; Metazoa; Chordata; Actinopteri; Cypriniformes; Cyprinidae
Product: protein amalgam-like
Exons: 5
Coding region: 283-1290 (335 amino acids)
Biological process (GO): cell-cell adhesion
Cellular component (GO): membrane
Molecular function (GO): integrin binding
Source: RefSeq, a predicted model, not a curated record